This is a messenger RNA of Ipomoea triloba (trilobed morning glory), 2391 nucleotides long. RefSeq names its product F-box protein At2g26850-like. The coding region runs from base 406 to 1518 and encodes 370 amino acids. Lineage: Eukaryota; Viridiplantae; Streptophyta; Magnoliopsida; Solanales; Convolvulaceae. The record is from RefSeq and is a predicted model, not a curated record. Gene Ontology annotation, molecular function: protein binding. The transcript has 5 exons.
UGCCAACACAUACUUUGUCUUGCCCCCACCCUCAACUUCUAGUGGCAAUUCACUGUUCCUGGGUGCCCAAGACAUUUAAGAACCAACCAUAUAUAUCUCUUGAAAUUGGUGGUUGAUUCAGUCACUUGUAACUCCCAACUACCUGAGCUGUCUUUGUCGGUUGUGUUGUCCAACUGUCCCUCUCCUGAAUUGAGUUAUUACAGUAAUUAAUUACUAUGUUAAUCCUUCCUUAAAAGCAUGGGUAUAAAACUGGUUUAGUUUGGGUGUCUCCAGGAUAUAAAUGCAGCCCCUUAUAAUUACUAGUCUCACAAGGAACCCCAACCCAAAGCUUUCUUGAUUUUUCUUUCAUCUUUCUCUCCAACUGCCACUCACCCUUUGAGCCAAUCCUCAAUUGGGAACACUGACAUGGGAAUUUGGCCACUGCCCUUGUUCUGGGAGGAGUUCUCAAGAUUCUUGGUAACAUGGUUCAGAAAAGAUAAGGACUUUCUGAAUGGUUUCUUGAAUUUUGCAAGAAUCUUGACCCCGAUGACGAUGGAGACGGGUACUGUGAAGUUAAGACCAGAGAAUGUGGGGUUUAAGGAGGAGACCACUCUGCUGGAUUUGCCAGACUUGGCUCUGGACUGCAUUCUCGAGAGGCUUUCACCAGCUGAGCUAUGCAGUGUGGGUAGGGUUUGCAGUUCACUGAGGGAGAAGUGUGUGAGUGACCAUUUGUGGGGAAAACACAUGGCUCAGAAAUGGGGGAAAUUGAUUGGAAAUGCUGCCUGUAGAGAAUGGCAAAGCCACAUUGCCUCAAGAAAGAGGUCUGUCCAGUUGAAUUCCAAGAAUCAGACAGAUAUAUUUGGGUAUUUUUUGAGCUCUGCAAAUUUCCUGUUGAGUAGACCAGAAGCAGAAGAAAAUAGAUUCAAGAGCUCUCUAUACAAGGACUCUAUCAUGGCUUUAUAUUUCUCACUUGAAAGUGGCAAGUUUUGGUUCCCAGCUCAGGUUUAUAACCGCGAGGUGCAGAAUGGGCAACUUGGGUUCACACUAUCCUGUUAUGAUGCUGAGGUAAACUAUGACUCUAAUGCAGACAAAUUCAGGGCAAGGUAUCUGACACAAGGGUGGAGGUCAAUAGAGGAAGACAUAGAGAGGAAUAGGAUAAGGGCCCCACCUGUGGAUACUCCUUCUCAUGUUCUUCACAUCUCUGAUUGCUUAAAUGAUCUAAAACCAGAUGACCAUAUUGAGAUCCAGUGGAGAAAGAACAAAGAAUUCCCUUAUGGUUGGUGGUUUGGAGUUGUAGGACACUUGGAAUCUUGCAGUGGCAGUAAAUUGUAUUGCAAAUGUCAUACCAGUGACAUGGUGAUACUGGAGUUCAGGCAGUAUUCCCCGGGCUCGAGAUGGCGACAGGCGGCAAUAAACAGGAAAGAUCAUCAAGAAAUUGGGAAUGAAGUAGAUGGGUUCUAUGGUGGAAUCAGAAAGCUUUACAAUGAAGAGGAGAUUUCAGCAUGGAAGUGCUUUUGGCCAAGCUGCACUUUGGAUUAACAGCAUAGAGAUACUGCAUUCUUAGUGCUUAUUCUCUUUUUCUGCAGUUUUUUUGUAUGAAGAAGCCAAUGAAAUGGGCCACAACAAAUUUAAAUUUUUAUUCAGAAAGUUGAGUGCACAAGGAAUACAUCCAAAGCCACAGAAACUCAUUUAAUUUCAGUGCAGUGCUGAGCUUAAAUCAUCUACAUACACUUUUUAACCUACCCUUCCUCUGUACAAUCCUCUACAUCUGAUGGCACCAGAUAAUAUGCAAGAAAAAUAAAAAUUUCUGAGAAACCCAGAGAUGCAUGCUCACAACUGAAUAUGCUGCAAAUGGCUUUGAAUGAUCGAAUUAAGCUGUAGCUUGAUCAUAUCCUUGACCAGCCCUGUCAAUAGUAAAGGCGUGGCGUAGGCUCCCCCGUUGGACACGAAGAACUCUAUCUCUGACAUGGAUUAGUUCAAAGAUGGAUGCAUUUCAUUUAGUCGAGCAGGAUGAUCAAGCCUUUUGGAGGGCUCGGGCUGAGAGACCGUGCAGAAGCCUGACAAACCCCAAGAAGCUGAGCUUUCCGUCAGAAUGUCUUAUCCAGUCCUGCAGAACUACAUGAACUGGAACCGAAGGACUAAGUCCGAGCUCCUAUGACAAAGAUAAAGAUAUACAGAAACAUCGAUCAGCAUGAAGCUAGAAAGAACACAUCAUGCAACAAUUCUCUCAAGGCAAAGCAAGUUACAGAAAUUAUUUAACGUCUUGGGGCUACAUGAAACUAUCAUAGGACUGUAAACUCAUGAAGUAUUUAACUGAUUAAGAUAUUGUGGGGCUACAUGAAAAUAUUGUAGGAAACUUCAUGAAGUGUUAACUGAUUAAGAUAUUUUAAUAUGCGAUGCAUAAUUUGAACA